CUGACCCCAGGAUUCACCUUACAAAAGUGGAGUGACCCAACCAGCAGAGCUUCUACAAAGAUGCUUGAGGAUGACCUGAAGCUGAGCAGUGAUGAAGAUGACCUUGAGCCUGUGAAGACCUUGACCACUCAGUGCACAGCCACUGAGCUCUACCAGGCUGUUGAAAAGGCAAAACCUAAGAAUAAUCCUGUAAACCCACCCUUGGCCACACUGCAGCCCCCAUCUGUAGUGCCAGCAAGUGGGGGUUCUGGCAGCUCCAGUGAGUCAGAGAGCAGCUCAGAAUCGGACUCAGAUACUGAAAGCAGUACUACUGACAGCGAAUGCAAUGAGGCUCCUCGUGUGGCCACUCCAGAGCCUGAGCCACCCUCAACCAACAAGUGGCAACUGGAUAAAUGGCUUAACAAAGUGACAUCCCAGAACAAGUCAUUCAUUUGUGGACAAAAUGAAACACCUAUGGAGACUAUUUCUCUGCCUCCCCCAAUAAUCCAACCAAUGGAAGUCCAGCUCAAAGUGAAAUCUAACCCCAGCCAAGUCCUGGCUGAACCCAAAGAAAGGCCUCUCCUGAGUCUCAUUAGAGAGAAAGCCCGCCCACGGUCCACUCAGAAAACUCCAGAAACAAAGGCUUUGAAGCAUAAGUUGUCAACAACUAUUGAUACAGCUUCUCAAAGGACAAUUGGGAAGAAACAGCCCAAAAAGGUUGAGAAAAACACCAGCAUUGAGGAGUUUACCUGGCCCAAACCAAAUAUUACCAGCAGCACUCCCAAAGAAAAAGAAAGUGUGGAGCUUUCUGAACCACCAAGAAGUCGCAACAAAGCCACUGCCCACAAACCAGUCCCUAGGAAAGAACCAAGGCCUAACAUCCCCUUGGCUACCGAGAAAAAGAAAUAUAGAGGGCCUGGCAAGAUCGUGCCAAAGUCCCGGGAAUUCAUUGAAACGGAUUCAUCUACAUCUGACUCCAACACAGACCAAGAAGAGACCCUACAGAUCAAAGUCCUGCCUCCUUGCAUUGUUCCUGGAGGUAAUACUGCCAAAUCCAAGGAUACCUCUGCUACCAGCCUGACCCUCAGCACCUUGGUCAGCAGCAACAACAACAACAACCUAUCCAUCAGUGAGGAGCCGGCUUUCUCACCCAUUCCUGUGAUGUCUCCUUUACGAGACCAUGAGAAUCUGAAAAACCUAUGGGUGAAGAUUGACCUUGAUUUACUUUCUAGAGUGCCUGGCCACAACUCAAUCCCAGCAGCACCUGCCAAGCCAGACCUCAAGGAAAUUGCCUCAAAACCCAAGCGUCAAACUGCUGCCAUAGCUGUGGAAAAACCAGCCCCUAAGGGCAAGCGUAAGCACAAGCCAGCAGAAGUUGCAGAGAAAAUCCCUGAGAAGAAGCAACGCCUGGAGGAGGCUACCACUAUCUGCCUGCUUCCCCCUUGCAUCUCACCAGCCCCACCCCACAAGCCUCCCAACGCUAGAGAAAAAAAUUCAUCCAGGAGAGCAAAUAGAAGAAAAGAAGAAAAGUUGUUCCCUCCUCCGCUUUCACCACUGCCAGAGGAUCCUCCACGUCGCAGAAACGUCAGUGGCAAUAAUGGUCCCUUCAAUCAAGACAAAAACAUCUCUAUGACUGGACAAAUCACCACUACCAAACUUAAGAGAAGUGAAGGCAAAUUCUGUGCUACUUUCAAAGGGAUAUCUGUAAAUGAGGGAGACACUCCAAAAAAGGCUGCCUCUGCCACCGUUACUGUCACCAACACUGCUAUUGCCACUGCCACUGUCACUGCUACUGCCAUUGUCACUGCCACUGUCACAGCUACUGCCACCACCACUGCCACGUCCACUACCACAACCACCACUACUACUAUUUCCACCAUCACCUCUACUAUCACUACUGGCCUUAUGGAUAGCAGUCACCUGGAGAUGACGUCCUGGGCGGCCCUGCCCCUUCUGUCCAGCAGCAGCACUAAUGUCCGGAGACCCAAGCUCACUUUUGAUGACUCGGUUCACAAUGCUGAUUAUUACAUGCAAGAAGCUAAGAAGUUGAAGCACAAAGCUGAUGCACUGUUUGAGAAAUUUGGCAAAGCUGUGAAUUAUGCCGAUGCCGCCCUCUCCUUCACCGAAUGUGGCAAUGCCAUGGAACGUGACCCCCUGGAAGCAAAGUCCCCGUACACCAUGUAUUCCGAGACUGUGGAGCUCCUCAGGUAUGCAAUGAGGCUGAAGAACUUUGCAAGUCCCUUGGCUUCAGAUGGAGACAAAAAGCUAGCAGUAUUAUGCUACCGGUGUUUAUCACUUCUGUACUUGAGAAUGUUUAAACUGAAGAAGGACCAUGCUAUGAAGUAUUCCAGAUCACUGAUGGAAUACUUUAAGCAAAAUGCUUCAAAAGUCGCUCAGAUACCAUCUCCAUGGGUAGGCAAUGGAAAGAACACUCCAUCCCCAGUGUCCCUCAACAAUGUCUCUCCCAUCAAUGCAAUGGGAAACUGUAACAACGGCCCAGUCACCAUCCCCCAACGCAUUCACCACAUGGCUGCUAGUCAUGUCAACAUCACUAGCAAUGUGUUGCGGGGCUACGAACACUGGGAUAUGGCAGACAAACUGACAAGAGAAAACAAAGAAUUCUUUGGCGAUCUGGACACGUUGAUGGGGCCCCUGACCCAGCACAGCAGCAUGACCAAUCUCGUCCGCUACGUUCGCCAGGGACUGUGUUGGCUUCGCAUCGAUGCCCAUUUGUUGUAGUGGGUACUCUCCCAUCUGUAGCUUCACGGCCCAUCACUCUACCUCUACCAGUGCACUGGCAGUCACUGGU
Molecule: messenger RNA, 2788 nt
Organism: Castor canadensis (American beaver)
Lineage: Eukaryota; Metazoa; Chordata; Mammalia; Rodentia; Castoridae
Source: RefSeq, a predicted model, not a curated record